AUGUGUGGAAUCUCCGCCUUCAUCAGUGUCCAUGGACCUGAAGGCCUCCCACGACACGACACGAAAGCCAGCCUAGAAACAGAGCUCAAUGAGAGUCUGGAUAGCAUUAAGCACCGAGGACCCGACGCACGCGGUGUGUGGGUGAGUCCGGACAACAAGGCGGCCCUCGGCCACGUCCGCCUCUCCAUCGUCGACCUCAGCCCAGACGGAAACCAACCCUUCAUCGACGCGGAUUCCGGCAUCGUCGCCGUCGUCAACGGCGAGCUCUACGGCCACGAGGCCUACCACGCCCAGCUAGCCAACGAGUACAAAUUCCAAGGCAACAGCGACUGUGAGAUUGUGAUCGCCCUGUACAAGCAUUAUGGACGGGCAUUCCUGUCGCAUCUGCGUGGGGAGUUUGCCUUUGUGCUGUGGGAUCCGAAGAGGCAGCUUCUUUUUGCGGCGAGGGAUCGGUAUGGGAUCAAGCCGCUUUAUUACACUUUCCUCGAAGGUGGGAAGAGGUUGGCUGUUGCGACGGAGAUGAAGGCUUUUUUGGCGUUGGGUUGGAAGCCUGAGUGGGAUCUUGAUGCGCUCAGGGGGCAUGCGUGGAAGUUUGGGGAGGCAACUUUUUUUAAGGGAGUUAGGAAGGUUCUUCCUGGUCAUUACCUGACUUGUCGCGAAAAUGGGGAUGUCAGGCAGAAUAUCUACUGGGAUAGUGAUUUCCCAGACAAGAAAACUAUCGAAUCGCGCACCGAGGCCGAAAUGAUUGAGGGAGUUAGGAAACAUCUCCUCGACGCGAUCCGAACUAGACUGCGAGCGGACGUUCCAGUCGGCGUAUAUCUGAGUGGUGGUCUUGAUUCCUCCACUGUUGCUGGAAUGGUUGCCCAUCUUAUUAAAGAGGAGGGCGCGAAGCUCGGAAACGAGAGCAUUAGCGAUCUGUCACGGUUGAAGUGUUUCACGGUGGAAUUUGACAAGGACAGCGGGGUCGAUGAGUCCGGUGAGGCUGUCUUGAAAAUCGCAAAGCGCACUGCGGACUGGCUCGGCGUCGAGUUUCACUCCGUGCACAUGGACGAGGCCAACCUGGCGUCGCGAUUUGAAGACGCCGUCUGGUACAGCGAGUUCCCAUUCCCGGACUUGAACGGACUUGGGAAGCUAGCCCUAGCUGAGAAGGUCCAUUCGCUGGGCAUGAAGGUGAUCCUGAGUGGCGAAGGCUCCGACGAGCACUUUGGCGGCUACGCCGACUUCCGUCCCGACGCUAUCCAAGAGCCCGACUAUUCCUGGCCAGCCUCACACAUCCCUGACUCGCAACGCGAAUCCGCCUGGCGAGCCGCACGGUCCAAAACCGGCGCCCUCGUCUUCGGCAACUCGCCCUACACCGUCCCCGAAUCCACACCCCGCAUGGUCAACCACACGCACACAAUGACCGAAAUCGCCGGCUGCGGGAACCUCCCCUUCCUUCCCUGGACAGACCCAUACUUGCACGCCGGCGGGGACCCGGAGACCCGACUGGCCGAGGACAUGGACGGCCGUGCGCUUGAAGCCAUGGCGAAGAAAUGGCACCCGCUCCACACGUCCCAGUACAUUUGGCUCAAGUCGUAUCUUCCGAAUUUCAUUCUGCGUUGGGGAGGCGAUAACAUGGACAUGGCGCAUAGCGUUGAGAGUCGUCCUCCCUUCCUGGAUCACCAUCUCACCGAGUAUGUCAAUUCCCUGCCGCCUAGCCUGAAGAUGAAGUAUGACCCCUCCUCGCCUGGUGCGGAUGAGUAUGGUGCGUUCAAGGAGAAGUAUAUUCUGCGGCAGGCGGCGCAGCCAUUUAUUACAGAGGAGAUCUUUACCCGGCGGAAGGUCUCGUAUCUUGGGCCGACGCUGCAUAAGCUGAAUGGGCCGAUUCACCAGCUGUAUUCUCGGCUGCUCACGAGGGAGAAUGUGGAGCGGUUGGGAUUCGUGGAUUGGGAUCGCACUGAAGGGUUCCUGGCUCGAACAUUUAAGGAUGGAGACCGCGCUGCAUUCCGGGUUGCAACCCUCAUCGCACAGUUUGUUGUUCUGAGCCAGCGGUUCGGAGUUGUUCCUGCUGGUCCACUUCCCAAUUGA
Messenger RNA from Penicillium argentinense, 2067 nucleotides. Its product is annotated as asparagine synthetase B family protein. Lineage: Eukaryota; Fungi; Ascomycota; Eurotiomycetes; Eurotiales; Aspergillaceae. The transcript has 6 exons. The record is from RefSeq and is a predicted model, not a curated record. Gene Ontology annotation, molecular function: asparagine synthase (glutamine-hydrolyzing) activity. Gene Ontology annotation, cellular component: cytosol. The coding region runs from base 1 to 2067 and encodes 688 amino acids.